Rhododendron vialii is the source of this 966-nucleotide messenger RNA. RefSeq lists its product as uncharacterized. The record is from RefSeq and is a predicted model, not a curated record. The transcript is spliced from 3 exons. Lineage: Eukaryota; Viridiplantae; Streptophyta; Magnoliopsida; Ericales; Ericaceae. Bases 1 to 966 code for a protein of 321 amino acids.
AUGGCAAGUUCAAGCAAUCAAAACAUGCGAGCUCUACCACUUUCUUUUCCACUUCUCAAUGGAGAAAACUAUGAUUAUUGGUGUGUGAAGAUGAAGACCCAACUCAUGUCAAAUGAUGUUUGGGAAUAUUUUCAAGAUGGGUCUGAAGAUUAUGAAGGUGUGGAGACUUUGACAAAUGACCAAAAGAAACAAUUGAAGGUGGAUAAUAGGAUGAAUGCAAAAGCCCUCUCCACGAUUCAACAAGGUAUUUCCGACAACCUCUUUCCUAGAAUCAUCAAUGAAACCCAAGCCAAGAAAGCAUGGGAUAUUCUUUACAAUGAGUAUAGAGGCAACUUGAAGGAUAGUGAAUUGUUGAAGGAUUAUUUUUCUAGACUUAUGGAUGUUGUGAAUCAAAUGAAAACAUAUGGGGAGGAUGUUGCUACUCAAAAAAUUGUUGAGAAAAUCUUGAUUAAUUUGCCGACGAAGUACGAUCCCAUUGUUGCCGUUAUUGAAAAUACUCAAGAUUUAGCCACCUUGAGUGUCGAAGAAUUGAUGGAUUCCCUUAAGAAAUUUGAGCAAAGAUCGAAUAGGCAAUCCGAAAAGUCAAUUGAGAGUAUCUUUCAAUCUAAGCUUAAUGUUAGUACCCUAAAGCCCCAAGGGAAAGGAUCUUCUUCAAGUCAUAAUCAAUCUAGAGGGCAAUUUUCAAGUGGUGGAAAUUUUGAACGAGGAAGAGGUGGAAAUGAUAGAGGAAGAGGAAGAGGAAGGAACAAUUUUCAAAGUGAAAACAAUUUUCGUAGGGGAAACAAUUUUCAAGCAAGAGGGAAUGAUGAGUCCACUCAACCAAGGAUUGCUGAGUCACAAACAAUCAACAAGCUAAUUACACCGAAGAGCAAGAAGGUGGAGGGUGCAUAUUUUAUGCUUGUCAAGCAGCUUCCAAGCAAAAGAAUGAUGUGUGGUUCCUUGAUAGUGGUUGUAGUAACCACAUGA